AAUUUCGAUGUGGGACUAGUAUCCGCGCCUUAUCUUUGGAUUGAAGUAAUGUAUUAAACAUUGUUAAAACGGAAAUUAUAAAACGCGAACGACACCCCCCUCCCUUUAAGCAAAGGUCAAAGUUCACAGGAAGCUGGGGGGCUGCCAUUUUUCCCCCUGCUAACAUGUUAAAUGCUAAAAAGGCGAGGAGUGGUGGUCGCUGCUGAGUAGUUCUGUUUAUUGGGUGUUUGCCGUUCGUUUGGCUUUGUCUACCUCUUCCGUCGUAUGCGUUAGGCUCGGUUGUUAAAUAAAGGCGGCAUGGAGAGGACAGAACAGCCGUGGAAUUCCUCCUACACGUACCAGGUGAGCAAACACAGCGCCGAGAUGCUACACAACCUCAACAGCCAGAGAAAAGAUGGAGGCAGGUUUUGUGAUGUUAUCUUGCGCGUCGGAGAGGAGAGCUUCCCCGCGCACAAGGCGGUGUUGGCGGCGUGCAGCGAGUAUUUUGAGUCGGUGUUCAGCUGUCAAACGGAAGACGACAGCCAGAGCAAAGAGCUGGAGAUGCACACGAUUAGCCCCAAAGUUUUCCGAGACAUCUUGGACUUCGCGUACACGUCUAAGAUCGUGGUGCGUCUGGAGUGCUUCCCGGAGCUCAUGACCGCGGCGAAGUUUCUGCUCAUGCGAUCCGUCAUCGAGAUCUGUCAGGAGGUCAUCAAACAGUCCAACGUGCAGAUCCUCGUGCCUCCUUCCCGAGGAGGCGAGCACAGUCUGUUCAGGGCCGCUGAGCAGCUGUCAUAUCCCCUGCCCGUGGACAUGUCAAACGGGAGCGUGUCUAACGGCGCUGUGUUUACCGACAACAAUGACAGUGACAGUGGCGAUCCGACGCAACCGAGUAAUAAAUCGCAGGCGGCCGCUCCCGGAGCACCAGCCACCGAUCACUUAGCUGUUUCCCCGCUGGAGUUUCCCAACAGCGACGGCGCCAAGCGAGCUAGAGGGAGACCCAAAAAAGAGCCCACAACAGAGCCGAUCACUUACAAUAACAGCACUGCUCAAAGCGAAAAUGACGGCAUUUUCUCGUGCGGGGUUUGUGGUAAGAUGUUUCCAGACGACGUCCAGUUGAGAAACCACGAGAUGCAGCACGGGACGUUCACUGGCGGGGUGAGCACGGGAGUGGAGCUGGUCGCUGUGGACGGCCCGACGAUGGUCUCUCAUCCCCAGUCGAAGUUUCAGGAAAACGGUCUGCCCGCGGACAACCGUAAACGCGAGAGGACGAGACGACACGUCGCGUGUGAUCUGUGCGGGAAGGUCUUCCGUGACGUCUACCACCUCAACCGGCACAAACUGUCACAUUCGGGCGAGAAACCGUACGCGUGUCCGGUGUGCGGGCUGCGCUUCAAACGCAAGGAUAGGAUGUCUUACCACGUGCGGUCUCACGACGGCUCGGUGGGUAAACCGUAUGUCUGUCAAAGCUGCGGUAAAGGUUUCUCCAGGCCAGACCAUCUGAAUGGACAUAUUAAGCAGGUUCACACCACAGAGAGACCUCACAAAUGUCAGAUUUGCAAUGCAUCCUUCGCAACACGAGACCGCCUGAGGUCACACCUGGCGUGCCAUGAAGAUAAGAUACCAUGUCAAGUGUGUGGAAAAUUCCUCCGGGCUGCCUACAUGACCGACCACUUGAAAAAACACAGUGAAGGACCUCAUAACUACUGUGGAAUAUGCAACAAAGGUUUUUCUACUGCAUCCUACUUAAAGGUGCACAUAAAAACGCACCACAGCUCGUCCAUGCUCCCUUCCUCUGCAGCACAUCAGUUCCCUGAACCUCGCACCAACAGACCACAGAUGCACAACGGCGCCCCCUACCACUCAGGACGCCAGUGCGCAGUGGAAGACCUUUGCACCAGUCGCCGUCUCCUGGUUACCUUUCCAGAGACCGAGGGGUCUUUUCGGGGGCUAACUGGGCCAGUUCUACCCCAGCCCGUCCCUCCGGCCCUGGGCCUGCAGCCUGAGCUGCUUCUGGGCAAGUCAGGUCCAACUCCCUAUUUCUGGGAGUGCCGCUCUUCUGGAGCACCAGGGUUUCCACUUCACGGACCUCUUACAGACGGGCAGGAGAAUGCUGGGAAAUGCCCCCAUCAGGAUUCUGAUGGAUCGGAUGCAGUUUUCGGGGACCUUUCCAACGGAACGGACCUCAAAGCUGAACAGAAAGUUGAGGGAGAAGAAAUGGAGGUGACAUCUUUCAUCUUCAAUGGCCAAGCUGAGGAUGCAGUGACCUCGCCGGGGGGAUCCAAAAACAUCCAAAAAAUGGACCAAGAAAAGAAGUUUGCCUGCGGCGACUGCGGCCAGACUUUCCGCACAAAGUCUUACCUCAACAAGCACCAUCACCGGGUUCAUAAGAAACGUGCUGCAGCCGGGUCCGGUCUCGGUGAUCUCGGCUCACCUUUUUCUCCCCAACAGAAUAUGUCACUUCUUGAAUCCUUUGGUUUUCAGAUCGUCCAGUCGGCCUUUGCCUCCUCACUAGUGGACUCUGAGAUGGGCAGCAGUGGAAUUGGUUUAGGGGACAAAUGACCCCUUUGAGACACAGACAUUUCUUCUAACCUUUUUGGAUAACCAAACGUUUGAUAACUGCGAGUUUAUUCUGUUGUCUCAUACUCCUUGACGCCAUACGUAGACUACUUUUUUUUUUCACAUUUCUUACUAUUGUAAUGUUUGUUAAUGUUUUGACUUUGCCGUCAUGGAUGCCAUCUUGGUGUGAAGCAGCUAAUCUGUUUAUUCCACUUUGGACAAAUCCUCAAUUUCAUUGGUCUAUCCUGAUUUUUUUUAUUUUAUUAUAUGUAUAUUGGGUAUUUUUUGACACGCGUGUAUCUCAGCUUCCAGAUGGUGGAUUGAGGAUGAUGUUUGCUUUAAAAGACAAACUGAUCCCCCAAACUUUUUUAGAAUUUACCUCUAGUUUAUCAGUGCCCAGACUUACCUCACCAAGAAGCAGAACAAUAGCAAGUGUUACAAUUUUAACAAAAUCUAAACGAAACAAAAGUUUUCACAAUCAGAAAACAUUGAGUCAUUUACGCAACUGUUGUAGUCCAAUGACCUUUAACCUACAGCAACCAGUCAUAACAUAUAAAUGUUUUAGACUUUUGCUGAAGGAAUUACUUUGACAAAUAUUUAAAUGAAUUGAAAUCCUUGAAAACUUCAGGCCAAAUAAUGGCUGUUAUCUCUGUAUAAUUUUUUUUUUUUUUUUGGUGUUUCUUUGUUUCCAUGUUUUGAGACAAAUGUCCAACAGGGACCAAUUUCAGGUUUCACAGUAAGAUAUAGCAAGAAGUAAAGAAUAUAUUUUAUUAACUUAUUGAUACCGGUGUCCAAGUCUCCUUUAAGAAAAGGUAUAUAUUGAGUUUUGUUGCGACGUGCUAUUUUCUUGAAUCAUGCAGCCGACAGGAGGACAGCGUGAGAAUGAUGACGUGUAUAUGAGUACACGUAUGUAUGCUGCAGUCUCUCCAAUGUCCUUUAUCUCUAGAAUGUAAUAUAUACAGAGGGCUUUGUAAUCUUUUUUUAAUAUAUCAAGAGUUUUUCUAAGUGGUUCAGUACAUUCCUGCUUAACUUAAAAGUCUUGUCACUAUACAUGACAUGUAACAUUCAUAUAUAUAAAACAAAUAUGUAUAUAUGUAUGGCCAUUUAUAUCAUUUUAUGUAAACGGGGUUCUUGUAUAUAGAUUUUCCUUGGCCUUGUUAAAUGAAUGGAUUUUUUUUUCUUUCUUGGAAGAGUAAGUUUUAAAAUAAUUAUUUUAAGUUGAUACUGACAAAUCCAUCAUUUUGUUGUGUCUGUAUUAUUAUGCAAGUAUUUGAGUGUGUAUCUAGUGUUAGACUUAUUCUAAAUGCAGUGUUAAUGCUGGUUUCUUUUCUUUUUCUUUUACCCUGCAGGUUAUUAGUAUAGUGUACAGUAAAUGUAUUUGGAAUGGCAGUUUGUACAGUGUUACAGGAGUGUUGCAAGCGGUCACUUAAGAUGGAAGCUAUAGAUGACAUUGUACACACAAAUCUUUAUUUUAUUACCAUAUGUACUUGUUCGACUUAAUGUUUUCAUGCACAGCCGUAAAAUCUGAAGCGGACUGAUCUGGGCAGUGGAAAACCUGCAGGUUUCUUUGCUUCAGCUUGCUUAUUUGACUAAUCAUUGCUAAUAUCAGCUCAUAACAUCUGUUAAUUGAUUGCAAUGUUAUGCUUCUAAUAGUAACAAUCAUUGUCCAUUGCCCAGUAAGUGUGAUUUGAAUAUUUGCUGCCCUUAUUUAUUUAUACAUUUUAACUUGUAGGGAUUUGGUCUGUUAUUUUUGUUGCUGUCGUUAUUUGUCUUGUAUGGUGUUCUGGCUUAUUACAUCACUGGAGACAUUUGUUUGUUUGUUUUCUUGCUUUUGUAUUUGUAUAUUUGUAUGUUGCAAAGUGCCUUCCCAGUACUGAUUGUGAACAGCGAUGGGUAGGAAAAAUCUGUCAUUUAAAGGACCUAUCUUAUGAAAACCAUAUACAAACAGAGUUUCAUUGACACUUUUGUAUAAAGACAUGCACAUAGAAUUUUUGUCUGUUUGGUAUUCUACCUUUUUUUUCUGACAAAAUGUUGUUUCUCUGCAAUUUGUCACAACCUUGAUCAAUUUUUGGACAUUUGGAUAGAAGCAUACUUUUCUAUUGAUGUUUGUUUUUGUACACUGUUUUUUUGUGUCUCUGUCUAUUUGGCACAGAGAUGGGUAUAAAAUAAAAUUGUAUUUGAGAA
Carassius gibelio (silver crucian carp) is the source of this 4722-nucleotide messenger RNA. RefSeq names its product POZ (BTB) and AT hook-containing zinc finger 1. The coding region runs from base 298 to 2541 and encodes 747 amino acids. Gene Ontology annotation, molecular function: protein binding. Gene Ontology annotation, biological process: regulation of immune system process; negative regulation of transcription by RNA polymerase II; regulation of cytokine production. The record is from RefSeq and is a predicted model, not a curated record. The transcript has 6 exons. NCBI's taxonomy places the organism in Eukaryota, Metazoa, Chordata, Actinopteri, Cypriniformes, Cyprinidae.